GCUCAAGCUGGAACACUCGCGAAGCGGCGAGAAAGAAGAACGCCAUGACCUCGGAACGCAUGGGCGACCGCAUCGUCGUGCUCGGGAUGACGUGCGCCGGCAAGUCGACGCUCGGCGCAGCCUUGGCGGCGGCGCGGGGGGUGCCGUUUGUCGAGUCGGACGCGCUCUUUUGGGCGCCGGCAUGGACGCCUGUCCCGACGCCCGAGUACGUCCAGCGCAUGGACGCAGCAACGUCGGGCGACGCAUGGGUCGUCGCGGGCUGCUGCAGCGCUGCACACGAUCUCGUACUGGGCCGCGCGACCACUGUCAUCUACCUCGACUACCCGUUCUACUUGCAUUUCAUUCGCCUUGUGAAGCGCACGCUCACGCGGUGGUGGACCCAAGAGCUUCUCUGGGGCACCAACAGAGAGGGCCUUUGGGAGCACUUGAAGCUCUGGUCAAGCGAGUCGCUCUUCCACCACCUGAUACGCAAGUACCAUCAGCGGCGCACCGUGUAUUGGCCCAAUGCGUUUGCCGCUCACGCGCACUUGCAAGUCCUCCGCCUCCCGUCGCUGGCCGCCACCGAGAGCUAUCUCGAUGCUUGCGCGUCGACCACAAGCCCCCACUAGGCCACGAGGUAAUGAACGACACGCGUAGGACGCUUGUAAUGCAAGGUCUCUACCAACGAUC
This is a messenger RNA of Saprolegnia diclina VS20, 669 nucleotides long. RefSeq lists its product as hypothetical. Lineage: Eukaryota; Oomycota; Saprolegniomycetes; Saprolegniales; Saprolegniaceae. The coding region runs from base 45 to 608 and encodes 187 amino acids. The record is from RefSeq and is a predicted model, not a curated record. The transcript has a single exon.